AAUCAAACAAAACACAUAAAAGAAGACAGAAAAUGUUUGAAACGCGAACAUUCAGCCACGCCUUUUUUUAAAACAAUCUGGAAUUUAACGUCUCUCUCUCGUUACAUUCCUGGAAUACUGUCUUGGACAUUAUUUUUCUUUGAUUCUUUCCCUUGUCCCCUUUUUUUCUUUUGUCUUCUCUCUUUGGAUUCCCAUAAACCACUGCAAAAGAGGCUCAAUUCCUUUUCCUUUCUUUCUUAUCAAACACCAUAAUCAUGAUAGUAAAGGAUGCUGAGCAGGUUACCCUAGAAGUAAAAAGUCUUGAAAACACCACCAACGGCAACAAAAAGCAGUCUUGGCCUUUGAAUGGUGAGAUUUUGCAUACCCAGAUGGAUAAUUGGGAUAAAGACUCUCCUUUGAAUAGUUCCAAUGAUGGGAUCAGCGUCUGCAACUCUUUUCCUCUAGAAAGCAUCUGCGUGGAUCGAGUGACUCUGGAGAGGAAACAAAAUCUGUUAACAAAUUUCAUCCCUGUCCUUCAGUCAGGAGAAUGGUCUGACAUUGGCGGUCGGCCUUAUAUGGAGGAUACCCACAUUUGUAUUAGUGACUUGGGAAAGAAAUUUGGUUACAAUUUACUUAAUGAGGAGUCUAUUUCUUUCUAUGGUGUAUUUGAUGGCCAUGGCGGAAAGAGUGCAGCACAAUUUGUAUGUGACCAUUUGCCAAGGGUCAUUGUUGAGGAUGCAGAUUUCCCAUUAGAACUUGAGAAAGUGAUCACAAGGUCAUUCAUUAAGACGGACACUGCUUUGGCGGACACUUGCUCCGUUGAGUCUGCCUUCUCUUCUGGAACAACAGCGCUCACUGCAAUGAUAUUUGGGAGGUCAUUGCUUGUGGCAAAUGCUGGUGAUUGCCGGGCAGUAUUGUCUCGACGUGGAACAGCUAUAGAAAUGUCGAAGGACCACAGGCCUUCCUGUGUCAAGGAAAGGACACGGAUCGAGGCCCUGGGAGGAUACGUUGAAGAUGGUUAUUUGAAUGGCCUGUUAGGUGUUACGCGAGCAUUAGGCGAUUGGCACCUCGAAGGGAUGAAGAUAAAGGGCGAAAUGGUUGGCCCUCUGAUCGCUGAACCUGAACUUAAAUUAGUAACACUAACCAAGGAAGAUGAGUUUUUGAUAAUUGGAAGUGAUGGAAUAUGGGAUGUAUUUUCCAGCCAAAAUUCAGUAUCAUUUGCUCGAAGAAGACUUCAAGAGCACAAUGAUGUGAAACUAUGUUGCAAAGAAAUGGUAGACGAAGCAAUAAAACGUGGGGCGUCGGACAACUUGACAGUCGUCAUGAUAAGCUUUCACUUGGAGCCACCACCACAAGGAGCCGUACAGAGGGCAAGAAUAAGGCGGAGCAUUUCUGCCGAGGGACUUCAGUCUCUCAAAUGUCUGUUACAAGGAUAAUACUCAAAUGUUAAGUUCAUUUUUUCCCCUCCUGUAGAGUAAAACUAGUCAAUAAUGGCAAAUAGCUUCACUAGCUUUUACUCUGCAGUUUUGUGUAUGUAUAUAAAUCCCUCCGGAAACAGAACUGAAAUUUUUUCCUGCCAUUGAUCAUUGUUGCUUCAUUCAGUCAACGAAAGUACAGAUGAAUAAGAAUAGAAAGGUUGAAGAA
Manihot esculenta (cassava) is the source of this 1623-nucleotide messenger RNA. RefSeq names its product probable protein phosphatase 2C 27. NCBI's taxonomy places the organism in Eukaryota, Viridiplantae, Streptophyta, Magnoliopsida, Malpighiales, Euphorbiaceae. Bases 255 to 1415 code for a protein of 386 amino acids. The record is from RefSeq and is a predicted model, not a curated record. Gene Ontology annotation, molecular function: protein serine/threonine phosphatase activity; cation binding. Gene Ontology annotation, biological process: protein dephosphorylation. The transcript is spliced from 4 exons.